AAUCGUUUAUUUUUCAAGCUCUUGGGUGUUUAACUCCGUUAAUUUUGAAAGGUUCUGCAAAAUCACCAAAAUCUGCAGAGUGGAUGUGCUCUGCUCUUUAUGAAUUGUUCAAAGCAUUAAGCGUUCCCAUGAAUAUGACAGAUUCACUUGGAAUAAGUCAUAUAAUUAAUGACCUUAACAUAAUUGAUCCAUCAAUAUUUGAUGCAGUGCCAGUGUUUAAUUCUACGUUUAAAAGGGCAACUAACACUUAUUCAGGUAAAGCAAUAGCUACUUUAUUGGGAUUGCAAGAAGACGAAACAUUUACGUUGGAUAAUUUGGUUAGACUAUUUAUAACUAUAAUUGCUUAUGAUCCUGGAUCGUUAAGAGCUGAGCAAUUCGUUCAUCUUCUGCAAUAUUUAAUUCCACACUUUUUGCAUGAAUCUUCUUCGGUUAGAACAUUAGUGGAUGAUGGAAUGACAGCUUUAACUGAAGUGUUUCUAAAAUUCACCAAAUCAUCUAAACCAUUGAUUGCAGGAACAGGCUUUUCUGGGAGUGGAAUGAUAUAUAUAAAUCAAGAAGAAGAUGUUGAUUCAACAGAUGAUGCUAUUAAUGACGUUCAACUUAUUACUGAAGCAACAACACAAGCUUUUGGAAAGAAUUGGAAACAAAACGAUCGCAUGACGAUCAAAAGACAAUUCUUAACAUUAGUACAAGUUUAUCGACAACAUAAUGGAAUGCUUUCAGAUAGUUGUCAUGAUAAAAUAGCUCAAAUCAUUCGUAUGAUGAUCAAGGAUUAUGCGGCUAUUAAAAUGCGUGUUUCUACUAAUUUUCUCAAAAAUUACAUUAAAAAUGCAUUAUUAUAUAAUACCACAUUUGAAGAUGGUCGAAAACCAAUCAUGGCAUUAUUACGACAAGUUUCCCAUGCAUUCCGUCAACAUUACAAGCACAUUGAUUUUUCGGGUUUCAUUGAUGGAUUAGUUUUAAUUGUAAAUGACAAGGCAGAAUUUGCAAUUAAUGAUCCUGUAAUGGCGGAUUUAUUAAAAGAAAAAUUUGUAUCAUUUGGACUACAUGUAGUUUUGAAACCUGACUGGGAAGAUUCUACAGAGACUAUGCAAAAUCGUUUAUGUAGUAGUUUAAUAAAUUUAUUUGUUGCUAUGAUGACUUAUUCGACACAAGAUAUGCUAUCAGAGCUUGAUAAAUAUCCUCCUUCGCAUACAUUGAUGGCAUAUAUAGUCAUUCCCAUAUGCCUCCAAUACAAAGAGGUUGCAAUCUUUACACCACUUGCAGCGAGUUUUAAUCAGCAUGAAAAAAAUGCAAGAAUUGUUUGGAGUCGUCUUUUAGAUUAUAUAACAAAAGCAUUUUAUAAAAAUAAAGAAAUUUGUGAAAAUGAAGACGAAAAUCAAAACAAGACAACCUCCAUGAUGGAAACUACAGCUAUUUUUAUAUUGGGUUUUACAGCAUUGAAAAUUUUAAUGGUUCGUGCAAACAAAUAUGUUACACAAUCAAAAGGAAUGUGGGUUUAUAUUGCACAGUUCGUAAGACAAAUUUUAGCAACGGUUGGUACAUCUCAAUCCGGACAAUGGUCUGGUGCGUCAACCCCUAGAACUAGUAGCACUAGCAUUCACAUUAUUGCAGAACCCUUAGAAACUAAUAUGGGGUCCUUGACAGACGAUAAACCAUAUUUGAAUUUGAAUAAUCACACAAAAUCUCCUUCGUCCGCAACAGAUUUUGUAUUAUGGACAUUUAUUGAAUUAAUUUUAUCAUAUAAACUGCCAAUUAAUUUGUAUUUGCGAACAUUUAUACAUCAAAAACUUCAACAUUCAACCAUCGGAAAGUCGUCACGACCCCAAACCCCUAAUAGCCCUAUUAUCGCAACAAACAAUCGUGAAUCAAAAUGGAGAAGUUGGGGUGGCCCACCUGUUGGGUUCCAGCAAGCAUUAUAUAGAUCUUUGGAAAAAGACUCAAAUACUCAAGGGUCUAAUAAAGAUAUAAUUGAGCCAUCAGGAGGUGGUAUUUUGUCUUCAAACAAUGGUUCACAAAAUGAUCUUAAUAUUAUUCCACAAUUUAAUGCAUCUGUUGUACAGACUAUCCAUAGCUCACACCAUAAUAGCUUACAAAAUUUGGUUAGCGAAACAUUAAAUUCAUAUUUAAAUGUUCGUGCACUAAUGGGAUAUGGUAAUAUCAGAUUAUCAAUGCAUAAUAGUAAUAAUUUUUCUGAGUUAAGGGCUUGGAGUUAUAAACAAGUAUUAGAGAAAUUAAAGGAGGAAAGAAAAUUAGUAAUAGCUGCUUAUAAAGAAGUAUUCAAAGUUUCUGGUUCUGAUGGAGUUACAUAUCACGGAACUGAUGUUUAA
Messenger RNA from Racocetra persica, 2330 nucleotides. The record is from the annotation of a GenBank genome assembly. Lineage: Eukaryota; Fungi; Glomeromycota; Glomeromycetes; Diversisporales; Gigasporaceae.